AUGACUUCCAUACUUCGUGCAGACGUUCACGUCUCAAGCAGACUUCCGCUCGCCAUCACGCGAAUGGGCGAGUCGAGCGCAUUCUCUCCAAUCUCCUGCACACUGAUCCAUGGCGACCGCGAAGCCGUUCUCGUCGACACACCGCUCUCCAUCUCUCAGACGGAAUCUCUCAUCAAAUGGAUCGAAAAUGUCAUGCCAAACAAGGAGCUAGCUUAUGUCUAUAUUACGCAUGGCCAUGGUGAUCAUUGGUUUGGAAUUCCACUUCUCAAGAAGCGGUGGCCGAAUCUCAAAGCUGUCGCUACCAAGGCGACUGUCGAACAUAUGAAGCGCCAAUUAACCCCGGAGUAUUUGGAUAACCGCUGGCUCAAAAUGUUCCCCGGAGGCCAGAUCUUUCAACCGCAAGAGGUGGCCCAGCCGAUGGAGACUGAUACAUUCAUGAUCGAGGGUCACACUUUCCGUGCUAUCGAGGUAGGACACACAGACACUGUUGAUACUACUAUAUUACACGUUCCCGACAUCCAUCUCGUCGUUGCAGGAGAUGUAGUUUAUGGCGACGUUCACCAGUUUUUCGGCGAAGCAAACACCACAGCUAAACGGGAAGAAUGGUUGAGAGCAAUUGAGACCAUCGAGUCCUUGAAUCCGCACACGGUAGUCGCGGGACACAAACGGGAGGGUUCUGUCGAUGGGAUAUAUAAUAUAGCGGCAACUAAGGAAUACAUCCGAGCAUUCGAGAGUGCGACGAAGACGUGCAAGAGUGCGGAAGAAUUAUACGAGCACAUGCAGCAGUUGUAUCCCAACCGCAUCAAUCCUCAUGCGAUUUUAGCCGGAGCUACCGCUGCUUUCAAGGACGAGGCUUCUAAAUAA
Messenger RNA from Pseudogymnoascus verrucosus, 864 nucleotides. RefSeq lists its product as uncharacterized. Lineage: Eukaryota; Fungi; Ascomycota; Leotiomycetes; Thelebolales; Thelebolaceae. The transcript has a single exon. The coding region runs from base 1 to 864 and encodes 287 amino acids. The record is from RefSeq and is a predicted model, not a curated record.